This is a messenger RNA of Nerophis lumbriciformis (worm pipefish), 10430 nucleotides long. Its product is annotated as AP2-associated protein kinase 1-like. The record is from RefSeq and is a predicted model, not a curated record. Lineage: Eukaryota; Metazoa; Chordata; Actinopteri; Syngnathiformes; Syngnathidae. Gene Ontology annotation, molecular function: ATP binding; protein kinase activity. Gene Ontology annotation, biological process: protein phosphorylation.
GAAAUGCUGCCGACUCCUCCUACUAGCAUAUCUCCUGUUUUUAGCUCUAUUAGCUUGUAAAUUAUUAUUUAAAAAAAAAAAAAAAACCUGUUAGACCGCCUCGACGACGCCAAGGAACAUUUGGGGCGGACUUUAAAAAAAAGUGCAUUUAUUUUUAGCAUGAUGAUAUUUUGUUUCGGUGAGCAUGUGGAGUAAGCCGCUUUGGGUAGUAAGGAGCUACCUGGCGGCCAGUGUGUGCCGUAGCAGCUGUCAUCGCACCUAGCCGGUUAGCUUAGCCGCAUAGGUGCGCUAGCGACUGUUUCUUCGGGCUAACAGACUGACUGUUAAGUCUGCAAGCCGCCGCUGCUUGAGAGUGAAGUGUCUGGGGAAUACAUUUGACCUUUUACAGCUAAAACACUACUAAACAACGUUUGGUCCUGGCUACUGCUAGAGCGACUAUGCCUUAGCCAAGAAACGUUUGCCGGUUCGGAUAUUUCGAGACCCAGUAAGUCGGCUAUCAUUUUAGCUGUAAGUCAGUUAGCUGCUGUCAUUCAGUUGUUUUAAACUAGCUACCUCGUUAGCUGCUAGCUCGUCCGCCAUUGCUGCAAGCGUUUUAUACAUCACUGGCUUUGCCACUUUUGGAUAACACCUGGUGAGAAUGAAGAAAUUUUUUGACUCACGACGGGAGCUGGUGAGCUCCGGGCCCGGCUCGGUAGCCGGCGGGGGAGGCGCUGGUUCCGGCGGCGGGGGGAGCUUUAUCGGCCGGGUCUAUACCAUUGGAAGACAUCAAGUGACCAUCGAAGAAAUAGUGGCUGAAGGAGGUUUUGCCAUCGUGUUUUUAGUUCGAACUAAUCAGGGUCAACGAUGUGCUCUAAAACGGAUGUAUGUUAACAAUGAGGAUGAUCUACAAAUCUGCAAACUUGAGAUACAGAUUAUGAGGGACCUAGUGGGCAACAAAAACAUAGUUGGCUUCCUGGAUUCCAGCAUAGCUGCAGUUGGAGCUGAUGAUGUGUGGGAAGUCCUCAUCUUAAUGGACUUCUGUCGUGGUGGACAGGUAGUCAACCUGAUGAACCAGCGAUUACAGACAGGCUUCACAGAGGCAGAAGUGUUGCACAUCUUUUGUGACACGUGUAAGGCUGUUGCUCGUCUGCACCAGUGCAAGACUCCAAUUAUUCAUAGAGACCUCAAGGUGGAAAAUAUUCUUCUUCAUGACCAGGGACACUAUGUACUGUGUGACUUUGGGAGUGCCACAAACUGCUUUCAAAACCCGCAGACCGAGGGUGUGCCUGUCAUUGAGGAGGAAAUUAAAAAGUACACUACUCUGUCUUACCGUGCACCAGAGAUGGUCAACCUCUAUGCUGGGAAGGUUAUUACCACUAAGGCGGAUAUUUGGGCUAUGGGCUGUCUACUCUAUAAACUAUGCUACUUCACGCUUCCUUUUGGGGAGAGCCAAGUUGCUAUCUGUGAUGGCAGUUUUACUAUCCCAGACAACUCGCGCUACUCCUAUGACAUGCACGGUCUCAUCAGAUAUAUGCUGGAGCCUGACCCAGACAUGAGGCCAGACAUCCAUCAAGUGUCUUACUUUGCCUUUAAACUGAAUCGACAAGAGUGUCCAGUUCCAAAUGUACAUAAUGUGUCCAUUCCUGCAAAACUCCCCGAGCCUAUCAAAGCCAGUGAAGCUGUGGCCAAAAAGAGUCAAACCAAAGCCAGGCUCACAGACCCCAUUCCUACCACUGAAACCUCAAUAGCCCCUCGACAAAGGCCUAAGGCUGGCCAGACUCAGCCACAGCCAAUAUCGGGCAUUCUUCCUAUACAAGCAGCUCUGACCCCACGCAAGAGGCCCAAUGUUGCUGCUGGAGCAGCCCAGCCUAUAGUAGGCGUCACUGUUCCACCUUCAGCUUCAGGUGCUGUCCAACCUGCUCCCAAUAUUCAGCCUCAAGUUACACCGCAGCCUCAGCAACUACUCAUCAAACAUCAGCAGGCGCCUCCCUUCUUGAACCCACAACAUAACCAACCGCAGCGACUUGAGGUCCAUGAAAGCCCAGCUAUCCAUCUGACAUCCAUCCCUGAGUGUGCAGUCAUUGGGCCAACUGAUGACCCAGAUGUGACAACUGGGCGAGGACUUCACAAAUUCGGCUCCCGAACACCACCCUCGUCACCGAAGAUGGCAUCUAAGAGUGGCCAUCGACGCAUCCUGAGUGACGUCACUCACAGUGCCAUCUUUGGGGUCCCAGUGAGCAAGUCCACCCAGCUACUUCAAGCAGCCGCAGCUGAGGCCAGCCUCAACAAGUCCAAAUCAGCCAGCACUACUCCUUCUGGUUCACCAUGCUCAUCUCAGCAGACUGUAUAUCACCCGGCUGACACUGUCACCCAAACUGCCCCUAUUACUACUAAUGCUCAGCCCAGCUGGAACCCCUUCGGUGACGAUAACUUCUCCAAGCUAACAGCCGAGGAGCUGCUUAACAAAGACUUUGCAAAGCUAGCUGAAACUGCUGGACCAGAGGAGAAGGCAAUGGAUGACAAUCUCAUUCACGGAUUCAAUUCAUUUACAGACAACCUGAUUGAAGGACUGAAUUCUCCUGAAACUUCUCUUCUGCUCCCUGACCUCCUAACCCUGGCAGAGCCCCUGGGCACAAACACUGCAAAGACCGAGAUGUGUGUGGAUUCACUGAUUCCUGGUUUGGAAGCUCCCCAAGCCCAGCAGCAAUCAGGCCAGCCAGAACUCAUCUGUGCCAGCAUGCCAGACUCUUCUUUCCUCAUGUCGCAUGGAGAGAAAGCCAAUAACGACGAGUUUGACCCUAUUCCCGUGCUCGUCACCAAAAACUCAAAUCCAGGUGGCCACUCGCGUACCAACAGUGGCAGUUCAGCGUCCAGCAUCCCCAACUUGGCCCGCUCCCUUCUGCUGGUGGAUCAGCUCAUCGACCUCUAGAAGGGGAUGGGAGAGGUUGAGGGGCUUUGUAAAGCCCUAACUUUGGGACAGGGGAAGAGUUGGGUUCGAGAUGUAGAAUCUUUUCAAAUGAAAGACUAGUUCACCUUGACCGAGACUCAGUCUGUAGUUGCCUGAUAGGCAGGUUACAUAAGGCUCUGCUUACAUUCCCAUCAAUGCUUGAGCAUAUCAUCUGCCACUGUCAUGGCUACACCAUGGUUUUCCUCAUGCUUUCUCCCCUCCAUAAACUCUCAUUUAACGUGCGGCCAUAGUGGUCUACUUUCAUUUCAUGAUGGACUGCUUGAUGACCGCUGCUUUGCUUUCCCUUUUGUGUGCUUGUUGGUUAUUUUCAGCCUUCAGGCAAACUCGACCAAAAGAGUCAAAAGGCUGCAGGCUUCCUGGUCAAUUUGAUGCACUUUCUCUAAACACAGGUUGCUUUAUAACCAACAUGUACCCAGAAUCACCCAGUUUGCACUAAUAGAACCAGUUUGUCUUUAACCAAUGAGGUGGCAAAUUGUCUGCCCUGACAGGUUUCUCAGUCCACUCUGGAUUUUUGUGCUGUUGUUUUAUACCUUUUGUAAACACAGUGAACACAUGCGUUUUAAAAUCUAUUGAUUUUAUUCAUCACUAUUUUCCCAUGGAUCUAACAGUAUAAAAAGAUGUAGCUUCAGCUUCACUGUUUUGUCACCUCACAACGAUUGUGAAAUGGGACAAUGUUUCAUCUGUAAAUGAGCUAGAUGGGCAAAAUGAUAGGGACACUUUUAAGGAAGUGAUGGAGUUGGACGGAUGUUGGACCUGCUGCCUCACUAUCUUCUGUUGUUAGAGUUCAUCUUGAAGGUUUUUGGUGGUGUUGAGGUCAGGGCUCUCAAAUUCUCCCCCACCAAACCCAUCAUCUAAGCAUGCCUUUACGGACCUUGCUUUGUGUCCUGGGGCCCAGUCUUACUGGAACAGAAAAGGGUCUUCCCCAAACCUUUCCCGCAAAGUUGAAAGCAUAGAGUGUCUUGGUAAGAUCAAUUGCACUUUUGGGGGGAAUUUUGCCCAUCAUUUACAAUCCCUAUGUGAGACAAGAAGAGAUGUAUUUCCCUUUUUUAAAUCUUGAAAAACUGCUAGUAUGAGGCAUCUAACAUUGUAGGUAAUGGGAUUCAUCUAUUCUUCCUAUAAGGCGCUCUAAAAACAACAACAAACAACGCACCAUUUACAUGCCGUGGCCGUCAUAUUAACAAGGCCGUAGCAACAGUUAUUGUACGAGCUAACAACUUUGAACUAUUUAUCUGACGUCGUGACAUAUUACCGUAUUUUCCGCACCAUAAGGCGCCCUGGGUUAUAAGCCGCGCCUUCAAUGAACGGCAUAUUUCAAAACUUUGUCCACCUAUAAGACGCCCCGUGUUAUAAGCCGCAUCUAACUGCGCUAAAGGAAUGUCAAAAAAACAGUCAGAUAGGUCAGUCAAACUUUAAUAAUAUAUUAAAAACCAGCGUGAUGUGGGCGCGCACGGAGUCGUAUAUCAACAUGGACGGAGCUGCGUGAAAAAAGCCACCCGGCCUCUUCACGUAAACUUAAACUUACCUUAACCACUCGCUCAUCUUUUCUUCAUCCAUCCCUUCGAGUUAGCUUUUAUGAUGACGCCGGCUGGAAAGGUCUCUUUUGGCAAGGUCUUCCUUUUGAAUAUCACCAUGGGUGGAAGUUUCUGGCCAUUAGCAUGGCAAGCUAGAACCACAGUGAAGGAUGACUUCUCAUUCCCUGUGGUGCGAAUAUUCACCGUACGUGCUCCCGUUGUAUCCACAGUGCGGUUCACAGGAAUAUCAAAAGUCAGUGGAACCUCGUCCGUCCAUGUUGAUAAUGUUCUCUGGCCGGAUCUUUUUUUCAGCUAUCUUGUUUUUACAAUAUGCACGGAAAGUAGCCAGCUUUUCUUGAAAGUCUUUAGGCAGUUGCUGUGAAAUAGUAAUCCGUGUGCGGAUGGAGAGAUUGCGUCUUUUCAUGAACCGGAUCCCUGUCGCUUAGUAGGAGCCAUUUUGUGGUCUUUACAGAUGUAAACACACAAAGGAAAUGAAACGUACGGUAAUAUCCGCGCGCUUUUUCUUCUUCUACGCGGGCGGGGGGUUGCUUACAGUAGAAGAAGAAGCGCUUCCUGUUUUAUGGGGGCGGGUGCUUACCUUGGCGGUUGCUUGCGUAGAAGAAGAAGCACUUCCUCUUCUACGGGGAAAAAAGAUGGCGGCUGUUUACCGUAGUUGCGAGACCGAAACUUUAUGAAAAUGAAUCUUAAUAUUUAUCCAUAUAUAAAGCGCACCGGGUUAUAAGGCGCACUGUCAGCUUUUGAGAAAAUUUGUGGUUUUUAGGUGCGCCUUAUAGUGCGGAAAAUACGGUAACUUACUCACACUGCUCCUCCGACUAAGUAGCCAGCUAUUAGCUAGCCUAAACUGCUAAUAACAUUGGUUGUGACCCGCCAAUAAAUCAAGAAGCUUGAGCUUCUGCAUUGCCUUUGAUUUUGGAAAAGUUAAUGCUAGGUUAUAAAUCAUAACUCACACCUGAAAAGUAGAAGGUUGUGGCACCAAAACGGGAGAUUGGUCAACUUUUAAAAUCUACACGCUACCAACUUGAUACUAUAUGGCUCUCAAUAAAUGGAAUGCAGCAUAAGACCAUAGCAACAUCACUUGGAAGCAUUUUUCAUCGGAGGAUUAUUCAGAAUUUAACAGCUCUAAAAAUAAACAAUAUUCCAUCAUUUGUCAUCCCAGUGAGCGCAGUCACAGUUUUAUCUUAUUAUUAUGUGAAAGUUUUAGCACUAAGCAACAAUCGCCAUGGCUAUGCGCUCGAUGAAAUUAAUGCGCCCAGGAAAGGAGUUUCUGGAAUACUUGAUGACCAAAAUACCGUAAAUGUUACAUGUUGUCAUGAAUGUGCUUGGUACUACAUUGCAUGUAUAAUUACAGCAUUAACAUACAUCGGUGUAGGAGACUUUUGGAUGUUUUAAAGGGCUUUAUAGGUGGAAAAUAUUGUAUCCCCAUUACCUGCAUUGUUAGCUGCCUUUCAUGAGCAUUUUUUCUACUAUUUGGAACACAGAAAAGAGAGAAACUUGUGUUCUUCUCUUGCAUAAGGAUUGUGAAUGAUGGGCAAAAAAAUUUCAAACGUGCAGUUCCCCUUUCAGAUCAGGAGGGGUCUGAACGGGUCUAUCAAUAUUUAUAUCAGCUGUAUUAUGUGGACAAAAGUGAUAUGUUUACUGUCAUUAGUUACAAUGGCCAAUGACAAGAUGACUAAGUAAAAUACUGCUCUCAGUGAAGAUCACUUCGCUUGCUCUUAACUAGACUUCAAAGAUAAUUAGUGAAGAUUGCGCAGUGCAUUGUGGGUGCCGGGUAGCCAUUUUUGCUGAACAUAGGUUUUGUUUACAUGGCUGUACUGUAGCUGGAUUAAAAUGGAUCGUACAUAAUAAUACAAAAAUCAUGGGACCGCAUCGAGACAUCACUGAUCACUGUAGUACUGCUCCAAAAAUAACUCAUUCAUUUUUGUGCUUACCCAAGACUAAAAGUAAACAAACAAUGCUUUUUUCCAAAAUACCAUAUGCUUUUUGUCACUCGCAGCUAGACUGGUUAACGCUAACAGCCGACUAAAUGCUACGUGUGCAACAGAAUAAAACAUGCUUUGAUUCAAUCUUACCAGUGUGAAAAUGCAGUGAACACACCAACAUGUACCAUGGUGAUGGCGUUAAAAAUCGUGUUUGAUCGUCUCACGACUGCUAUGCAGGCUAUUAGGCGUCUCUUCAUUAGCAUCAUAACCUGACUUCCUUCGGCCUUGCUUUCACGCUGAAACGAGAAAAAUCUCACCAAAUCUUUUUUUUUUCAUGAAGCAAUCACGACCACGAUUGUGGCAGUUAAUGAUGCCGCAAGUUUGCGCCAUGUUUUGAACUUGUUAAAGGGAAGAAAAAAAAACCCGUACGCACAGAGUCUUGCAUUAAGCCAUGUAAAUAAGCGAUUCAGAGAGACCCACAAUGCAAUGCGUUUUCACGUCGCACUUUAAAGCCGCAUAGAAGCGCCGCAUCAUAGACCGCCAGUCCAACUGCUAUUACAAACUUGGAAGUCACUCGACCAAUACCUCUUUCUCAGAAAAUAAAAAACGUGUGUAUGUUGUUUGGGUUUGUUUUGUUUUGCUUUUGCCAGCCAAGCUAAUUUAUGAUUGUGGAAUUUGUAAAUGCAUCACAUCUAUCAUGGUUAUGAACAAAUGUGACUGACAUUAACGCUUUAGACUGAAUGUAUAAAUGUGAUAUAUGUCAAAUCUAAAGGGACCCGAGCCUGUCUGUGUAUAAAUGCAAAGAUGUUGACCGCUUUCCAAAGUUUUUUUUCACGCCAUCAUGUCAACCUUUUGUUCUAACGCCUCCCUGUGGAUAAACUAAGUGCUUCUGACAGCUACUUUUUGUUGCUUGUCUCCAGCCAACACAUUUUCGGUUUGAAUAGAAAAAUGGUCUUCAGCAUAGAGGACAUCUGAGCACCUCACAUUCUCUCUUCUCCUUCUACUCACACCUGACUAAAAUAAUUAGUUAACCAUGUUUGGUCACCUAAACUGCAAAGAAGAUGGGGCAAUAAUUACAGUGGAACCUCUAUUUACGAACUUAAUUCGUUAUUCAGUGUAGUUUGCAAACCGAAAAGUUUGUAUAGUGAAGCACAGUUCUCCAUAAAAAUCUAUUGAAACAUGAAUAAUUGGUUCUAGCCUCGACAAAAGUCCUAAACUUUUAACGCAACAACAUUACAGCAAGUUUAAAUGACAACACACGUGCAGAAAAAGGAUAAUUGUUUUACUUUGUGUCUGGGAAUAUAUGUGGCAUUAUUGAACACUGAGUUUCAGAGUGGUAAACAGGUAGUGGCUUCACAUUGUCACUUAGCACAAACUAGUAGUGUGAGGCGAUCCUUCCUUGUGUGUUUUUGAUUGAUUGAAACUUGUAUUAGUAGAUUGCACAGUACAGUACUUAUUCCGUACAAUUGACCUCUAAAUGGUAACACCCGAAUAAGUUUUUCAACUUCUUUAAGUCAGGGUCCACGUUAAUCAAUUCAUGGUCCCGGUUGUGCCUUCUCCUUCGCUGUAAGAAAGGUCCGCUGUGGCAUCUUUUUCGGUCUCAUCACAUUUAAGGACUUGCUGCGGACUAAAACACCCUUCGCUAAGAGAAUCCUUGGUCUGCCGGAGGCUACGUGCUAAAAUACUAGCUGUAUAGCUUGUCUAGCAACCCGAAGCUAUACAGUACAGUUUGGACACAUUUAAAGCGUUUCUGAUCACACAAAGUGAUGUCUAACACAGGCAGACACAGUUCUGCCCGGUGCGAGUUACGACAGUUGUGGAAAUAAACUUGUCAGCCAUCAAAGCUCUUGAAUGAAUGAAGCGUUUAUAAGCCGAGACAUGGUUUGCACACCGAGGUAUAUUUGGCCCGAUGUAAGCGUUCGUGAACCGAAAAAGAUGCGAAUGAAGGCGUUCAUGAAUCGAGGUCCCACUGUACAUCCAACAAUAGCAAUUCAAAUAAUACAACAACUCACAAUUCCAUUCUGUUCUACUUGUUUGGGUGACAAUUUAAUUCAGAAUACAUUCUCUCAAAAUAGCAUUUAGUAUAUGAUUUAUAAUGAAAUCUUUUUUUUUUAAUGACGGUUACUGUUUACAAAAGCUCCUCUUGGCUGCUGAAGUAAAUGCGCAGCGAGUAAGUAAUGGCCAAAAAAAUGUCUUUAAAAUUCGAUUGAAUCAAUUCAGAAAUGUAAUACAGUCUUCCCUCGUUUAUGGCUUCACUCGAUACCAUAUUCUAUGUAUUUUGGAUUAAAUAAGUACAAAAAUGGCUUAAUGAACUAAGAAUAUUAUUACUACAGUAGCAUGGCCACUAAUUAGCUCAGCCUCAGGCAGAGUUACUAUUGGAUUAAAUAGUGUAUAGGUGACUAUGUGGGUAUUUCAUAUCUAUAGGACUCCCAUCAUGUUAAAAUAUUUAUUAUAAUUUGGAAAAGGGGUCUUAUAAUGCAAAAAACUAUUUUUCUUACCUGUUUGGUACCACAUCGAAAGGAGCCAGAUGAGGUGGUUCGGGCAUCUGGUCAGGAUGCCACCUGAGCGCCUCCCUAGGGAGGUGUUUAGGGCACGUCCGACCGGUAGGAGGCCACGGGGAAGACCCAGGACACGUUGGGAAGACUAUGUCUCCCGGCUGGCCUGGGAACGCCUCGGGAUCCCCCGGGAGGAGCUGGACGAAGUGGCUGGGGAGAGGAAAGUCUGGGCUUCCCUGCUUAGGCUGCUGCCCCCGCGACCCGACCUCGGAUAAGCGGAAGAAGAUGGAUGGAUGGAUGGAUGUUUGGUAUCUCUUUGUGUAAAAAAAAAUAAUUAAUAAUUCAAUCAACUAUCGAGGCAUGUCAGAAAUAUUUAUAAAACUAUCUUGCCUUCUUCCAAACUUGCUCCAAAUAAGCUGUUUAGUGAAGUGAACUAUAUUUAUAUAGCGCUAUUCUCUAGUGACGUAUUUUACCUUAGUUAUGUCAGUGGAUAUCUACUUAUAUGGUAGAGGUUUUCCCAAAAAGCUUUGCAAGAGUCACCUUUUUUUUAAUUAUAUGUAGUACAAAGUUGUAGUCCAUAAGUUCCUUAUUUUUCUCCAUCCUCUUGGCUCGUACAUGGACAUGCGUCCUCCGCUGUUGCCAUUUCUAAUAAAAAAGUAGCGUACAGUACAAUUCUAACCUAAAUCUGUCAGUAGACUCAAUAUGAAAGCGCUAGCAACUACAACAUGGCUGAUGGGGAGAAGACGCAGUCGAAGCUGGCUUGGCCUGGAGGAGGACUUCAGCACCAAAUAAGAUCUCCCCUUUAUAAAUAAAAUGUACUUACUUACUAUAAAACGGCACAUCCUAAAAAGACAGUCCGAAAGCGUUUUAAAGAUGGUUUGUAAAACAUAAGCUAUGCACAAUUUUGACUUAAGCACCACCAUUACAUGUUUUAAAUGUAGAAAAAAAUCACAUAAUGACCUUUUGAAUACCGGUGAAGAAAUGCCCCAUUGACAUGAAUAUUAGAAUCGUGUAGCUAACAAAUUGAGUCUGUGUUACAUUAUCAGCACUUGGAUAACCAAGUCAGGUCGCAACAAAAUCCAAAACUGCUGUUUUCCUUUUAACGGCUUCCACUAACACCUCCUGAGAGCUGCCGUCAACGCUGCUGAGGUAAGACUGACCCGUGCGCUCCUCUGUGCUCGUCUUGUCUCACUGCUGCCAAGGGCCGUCUCCUUGUUUCCACUGACUCCCCGUGCUCCCGUCCUUUCCAACAGCAACACUUGUUGAGAGCAAGCUGUGGAAACAAGGUUGCUCCAUGUUGUGCCGCUGAAGCUGUGUAGUACCUUGUCUCCAGUAGAACUUGUGUUGUCCUUAAGUGUCGUGACGCUUACUAGUAAGAGGUUGCGUGGUCUCCCGACGACAUUGAACAACAUGCUCUCCUUAUCUGCUCUCAUGCAGAUGCUCAAGUGGAGAGGAACGGCUACUCCGUGCUUGGCCAGGACCACGACACUGAGAUUCCGGCGAACGAGGCAUGUAGUCACUCCAGUGAUGAAGACCA